AUGUCUGGUUUAACCAAUAGAAGGGGGAAGAGAUUCCAAUAUGAUUCUUCUUUACAGUUAGCUAAUACCAUUGGGGCAGGUGUUAAUAAGAUAAAAAAGCAGAUUAGAAACGUGGAAAGGUUGUUAGCAAGGAAAAAGGACACAUUACCAGCUACUGUGAUUAUUGAAAAAGAGCGGACGUUAGAAGCUUUAAAAUUGGAACUUAAUACUGCAGAAUUACGUACUGUAGCUAAGAAGAAUGCGAAAAAAUAUCAUAUGGUAAGGUUUUUCGAACGUAAGAAAGCUACAAGGCGGUACAAACAGGCUUUGCAGAAUGUGAAGCAAGAGCCCGGAAACAGCCAAAGGGUUGAUGAAUUACAUCAGAGGGAAUUGGAGCUUUGUUAUGUUGUGAAUUUCCCCAAAACCACGAAAUAUAUUGCAUUAUAUCCGACGGUAGAAGAGUCGUCUAAUUCGGAGAGCACUGAUGAGACAGCAGAAAAGAGAAAGGCCUUCCUUGAGGUUGUAGCUGAACAGUUCGAAAAUGGUACUCUUCCGGUACCAUUAGAAGAUAUUCUGAAGGGUAAGAAGCUAAAUAAGGAAAGCGCUGGUAUUGCAUUAGCAGAGAGUGAGGAGGAGGAGGAGGAGGAGGAGGAGGAGGAGGAUUACAAUCAGAAAACAGCCGGUACUGAGUCUAAGAACCUCUCAACAGUUCGACAUAAUGGCGACAAAGAUGAUAAUGACAGCGACGAUUUCUUUGAAUAG
This is a messenger RNA of Eremothecium cymbalariae DBVPG#7215, 741 nucleotides long. It is a transcript of the gene EFG1, whose product is annotated as Efg1p. NCBI's taxonomy places the organism in Eukaryota, Fungi, Ascomycota, Saccharomycetes, Saccharomycetales, Saccharomycetaceae. Bases 1 to 741 code for a protein of 246 amino acids. The record is from RefSeq and is a predicted model, not a curated record. Gene Ontology annotation, biological process: maturation of SSU-rRNA from tricistronic rRNA transcript (SSU-rRNA, 5.8S rRNA, LSU-rRNA). Gene Ontology annotation, cellular component: preribosome, small subunit precursor; nucleolus. The transcript has a single exon.